GAAUGCCAUAAUGCAGUAGCUAAAAGAAGUCCAGUUUUUUCUUUUGUCUUAGACACAAGUUGGGAGACGCCUGUAAGAAAUAAAAGAUUGAGAGUCAAUCUAUUCCUAGUAUAGCAGGGUACGUUGUUGGGCUAGUUGGUUCAUCUUAAUAACACAAAAAGACGAGGACAAGAAAUAGCACCUUUCCCGUAUACUUCUUGUCCUUGUCUUUUUUGCGCUAUUUCAUGUUUUACAUAUUCUUAGUACUAGAAGCUAUUUAGUCUAAACAAUCAAAUUUCCCUCUCGAUUACCAUAUUUCUGCUAUCCUGUGGUGCUUUAUGAACUACGAGAUUAGUCAAACCCUUUGCAGAUUUGGUAAAUGUUUCAUGGUGCCCAUACAAAUAAUCAUUCGGAGAACAAGAAGAAUACCAGUAGAAGUGGGAAAUCGCUGUCCGCUUUUCUCAUGCCCAGAUUUUAAAAGCAAGCAGGUUGGCGUGUGCCUGUACACAGAUGGAUCCGCAGCUGGGUUGUGGAGAAUGAAACGUCAGGCGUCAUCUACUGUGGGGGCUUUGUAUUUGUUGAAACUUCACCAAAAGGCAGGUGGAAAGGAGGCUGAGGGCACCUGGAAUACAAGGCAUACGUCGACGUUUCCGCCAGCGUACAGCCGUUGUGAAAACUGGUGCCUCUCUUUAGUGUUCCGUGAUUUGUGCAGCCGUGGAGCUGUGAGCCAAAAAGCUUCAGGAGUGUUCAGAAUUUAAUCUUUUGCCAGUAGUUAAUAAGCUCAACGUUCGAAAGCGUGGCACCCAUUCCAUGCCACCGGAUGUCUGCAUUUUUAGAUCUCGAAUCGUUUGACUGGGUUCUUAUUUAUUCAGCGAGAGAUAUAUAUGUCUUGCGAUCCUCCUAGGUUUCCCCAUUCUACGGUCUUGAAGGGUCGUAAAGCAAUGUGCUGCAAGCAAUACGUCGUCAGAUAUGCAUAUAUGUAGUUUUGAAACUUUCCAUCCUCUGAGAACAUUUUUUUUAACCUCCAGUUGUAGUCCUACAGCACCAGUUGUGCUUGGAUUUCUUUGCAGCAUAAUGUUGUUUUUCCCUCUGUUUUGAACCACUCCUGCAACAUUAUCUCGAUGUGACGCCACACGGAGUCCUUGGCUUCAGGGCAGCAUUAAGCAGGGGGGGAGAGGGUGCCCUCUAGCGGCAGCAGAAAAAAGAAAAAGGCCUUGCUCAGCGUCGAUUGUUCGAAAGUCUGAAGUCGGCAGAUGGUGUGGGCCUAUUGUAGGGGAAAGGUGUCUUUUAUAACGUAUUAGGACUCAUUGUGCGCAACGCCAGUGUAUACGUGGCUACCAGUUCCCGAAAUGCUGGGAGGUCUGGAUUUGGAGUUUUCGUCCUGCCUCGAGGGCGCCCUGUGGCCGCCGGCAGAGGAGAUGGACGCUCAGCUGCUGAAGCAGCCCCUGCUCAACUAUGGCCAGGAGCUGCUGAGUGCCCUGAAGGAGGAGCAGGGCAUCGAACGGGUGGGCUUUGCCCUGCAGGGCAUCAGCCGUGCAGACUUGCAGGCCAGCAAGCAGCGGGACAACAAGGACCCCCUGUUGCAGGAUCCCUCAAAGCGUUCCAAGUUCAUCCGCUUCCUGGCUCGCAAGGCGGACGUCUUGUACAAGCCGUGGGAAUCUGUGCCCCACUCGUCUACCACCGAUGGAGAGAACGAAGAGCUGUGCGCCGUGAUGCCUCCGCUGGAGAGCUUCAUGAGCAUCCCCGCCCCUGAGAGAAAGAAGCAUUUCUUCGAGGGCCUCAAGAAGGGGGACACUGUGAUUGGCCACGUGAGCGGCAAGCAGGAGAAUGGGCUCUUUGUCACCCUGCUUUGCAUGGACGGGGGCCUCCGCAGAGAGAUACACGACCUGGCCAUCAAGGCCUUCUGCCCGCUGAAUCAGGUGCCGACGUUUUCGGCCCACGAAAGCCCCUUCGACGUUUUCCAAACCAAGGAUCUCAUCAGAGGAGUGGUGAUCAGCUGCUCUGCAGAGUCUGAGCGCAUUAUCCUGUCAAUGAAGGCAGAUGCCCUGCCGGCAGACCAACAACACCUGAUGAAACUGGGACUGAUCACCGAAGAUGACAUCCCAUCUCACCACAAGCGCCUGAUGAGCACCCGGGGUCGGUCUUUCCAAGAGGUGCUGGAGCGAACGAUUGGCUUCAACAACCCGGCCACGGCCAGCCACAUGUGCUCUGUGCUUGGCAUUCCGUCUUGGAAACAGGCCUCACUCACCAAGGCGCUGCACCAGAAAGAAUUUUCUAAGGAUGAAUUUGCACCUGCCUUGCGCAAGGCCCAAUCCUCGAAGUGGGCCUACAAGAGCCUGAAGGACGGGGUGAUGCACUUCAAGGCCGGUAACCACAGCGAAGCCUUCGCCUGCCUCAACAAGGCCCUCCAAAUCGACCCCGAGAACGUGGAAGCUCUCGUAGCCAGGGGAGCCCUGUUUGCCAACAACUCCAACCUCCGUCGCGCCCUGGAAGACUUUGAGCAGGCACUGACGCUGAAUCCAAACCAUCCCAACGCCCGCAAGUACAUGUCAGAGACGCUGGUGGCCCUCGGAAAAUACUACGAGGAACGCGGCGACUUGGAAGGGGCGGUGAAGACCUACAAGAAGGCGGUGAAGGUGAACCUGAGCAAUUCGGACGCUCGAGAGGCCCUGAUCGCCAUGGAGGUGAAGGAGCGCAAGAAGGACAGCGUAGGUCUCCCCGACACGCGGUCCCUGUCGAGCCAGGCCUCCCUCCUGGCCGAGCUGCAGGGGGAGGUGGGCAAGUCCAAGGACACCCGGGAGAAGCUACGCCUGCUGCUCAGAGAGGAGGUGGACAAGAAGCACAAGAAGCACCGUCGCCACCGCAGUUCCUCCUCGUCCUCUUAUUCAUCGUCCUCCUCGUCGGGGGCCUCCUCUCGCUCCUCUUCGUCGAGCGGCUACAAGCGCCACGGCCGCAGGCACCACCGCUCCCGGCGCUCUCGCAAGGACCGCAAGGAGGGCAGCAAGGGCGAGCACCACCGUGGCUCCAAGAAGAAGCGCAAGUCCAAGGACCGGCACCGUGCGGCCGGCAGCCCGGCCCCCGAGCCGGCGUCGGCAGCUGCCGGGGCGGCUGCCCUGUCGGAGAGCUACUGGAAAGGGGACGAGCCCGUGGCCAGCAGCUCAGCCGGCAAGGGCACCGCUCAGCGCAAGAGCCUGAGCCCGCUGUCGAAGAAGCUGGCCCACCUGUACGAAGACGAGGAGGAGCUGCUGCACCAGCAGGGCCGGUCGGAGGAGGGCCCCUCUAGGGGACUGCCGUCCCCCAAGGUGACCUUCGUCAUGCGCUCGGGCCAGGACUUGCACGUACCCCGGCUCUUCAACGUUGACCCCAAGUCAGCUGCGGCCGCCAGCUCGGCCUACUACGAGCGCAAGGCCACCGAGGCCGGCCGCGGCUCCUCCGCCGAGCCUAGCCAGCCCCCGGCCCCUGCUCGGAUGGAGUCCGUGGUCAAGCGGACAGAGCCGCCCGCGGAGCGCAAGGGCAUAGAGUUCAAGUGGAAGGCGGUCAAGAAGCAGCUGCCGCACGUCGGGGGCAGCGGCGGAGCCGGUGAGAGCCACGAGGAGGGCUCCGUGAGCUCGGACGAGGCACGAGCCACCGAAGCUGCACCCGCCGCGGACAAGAUGGCGGCCUCGAGUCACGAGGAGGGCUCGAUCCACUCUGACUCCGACCAGGAGAAGGCACCACGGAAGGGCAAGAAGGACCGGUCAAGCAGCCGCGAGAGUACCCCCAAGGAGGGCGGUGGCGGCGGAAAGGGGAAGCGCAAGCUGAGGCGGCGCUCGCGCGCCGACUCGGAGAGCUACUCCUCGUCGGGGAGGUCCAAGUCACCGCCCGCGCGAAGGAGACGCCGGCGGGAGCGGAGCGGCGAGCGCUCCGAGGACUACUCGUCGGACCGGUCCAGCGCAGGCUCGCGGGGCCGCCGCGGCGGAAGGAGAGUUAGCCGGGGAGGCCACAGCUCGGACAGCUCACGGGAAGACUCGCGGCGCCGGCGCUAUUCAUCAGAGGAUUCACGGGAGGGCGGCAAACGCCGCCGGGACGAUAGCUACACCUCAGACUCGGACGGCUCGCACCGGCGCCACUCGCCCAUGCGCCGGGGCGGCUACCGGCCGUACUACUACAACAACAACCGGGGCGGCUACUACAAGGGCAACUUCAACAACCGGCGGUACAACAAUUACCGCGGCGGGUACCAGAACAACCGGUACUUCCGGGGUGGGCGUGGAGGUCGCCGCCCAUUCCGCCCUUACUACAACAACCGCAUGUCUCCGCGGUACUACAACAACAACAAUGGCGGAGGCGGAAACUACAACAACCGGAGCAGCUAUGGUCGGGACCGGCGGUCGGGGUCUGAGGGGCCACAGGACCGGUCCUUCUGUCCGCCAUGGAAGAGGCGCAACCCGAUCGUGAGCAGGGCUCCCGACGCAGAGGAGCUGAAGAAGUUGAGGGAGGCAGCAGCGCAGAGAGCGCAGGAGAAGCAGGAGAUGGCGGCGGAGGGGGCAAGUCAGCCGCGCAUCAACAAGGCGACCAUCAUCCGCAACUGGCUGGACGACGGGGACUCGCGAUCCCCGCCUUCCAGAGACGCCGGCAGUCCACCCCCGCGGAGGCGGGAGGAGGCACCGCCCCUGCCCCCUCCCCUUCCCACUGAAGCACCCCCGCUGCCAGAAGACGACUGAAGUUCAUCGGAAGUCUAUUCGUCUCUUCAUCGCCGUAUUGGCAGAAACCUUCGGAAGCCAUUUCCGGUCCACUGGAGCGUUUCUCAGCUCCCCUCUACUCGCAAUUUCUCGGCACUUCUCAGGUCUCGAAGACCUUUCAAAGUUUGGACACUUAUUUUUUUUUCUUUUGUCUCGGUUUGUUUCUCAUAUUUUGCCCCCAUCCCAUUUUUGCACCGUGCUUUUGUGGGUAAAGAUGCAUCGCAUAACCAAAGUUGUCUAGCACUUGUUUAGUGCUUUGUAUCUGUGCGAGGAAAUGUGGCGGAAAGAUUAGGGGGUCAUGCUGUCUCUUUGACAGUGUUUUUUUUUUGCUUUGUUUUGUCUUUUGUAUAUAGAACAAUAAAGGCGAGCCACAAUUGUGCGUCUUGA
Ixodes scapularis (black-legged tick) is the source of this 5087-nucleotide messenger RNA. Its product is annotated as serine/arginine repetitive matrix protein 2. NCBI's taxonomy places the organism in Eukaryota, Metazoa, Arthropoda, Arachnida, Ixodida, Ixodidae. The coding region runs from base 1329 to 4682 and encodes 1117 amino acids. Gene Ontology annotation, molecular function: protein binding; nucleic acid binding. The record is from RefSeq and is a predicted model, not a curated record. The transcript is spliced from 17 exons.